Molecule: messenger RNA, 1753 nt
Organism: Anastrepha obliqua
Lineage: Eukaryota; Metazoa; Arthropoda; Insecta; Diptera; Tephritidae
Product: esterase-5B-like
Exons: 3
Coding region: 78-1751 (557 amino acids)
Source: RefSeq, a predicted model, not a curated record
UUAUGUGUGCAGAUAUACAAACCAAUUAAUUAACGCUCAAAACAUUUUAGUCAGUGUUUAAUUGACAACGCACUAGGAUGCACCUUAAUUUUUUUCUUUUGUUCAUAACGGUUUUCCUUUACGUUUUGCUCGCUGAAGCAGUUGCAGGCGAUACCAAAAAGUUCGAUGAUGCAUUAAUCGUUGAUUUACCUAAUGGCAGAAUACGCGGUCGAGAUAAUAACUAUUUUUACAGUUAUGAAUCGAUUCCGUAUGCAGAGCCACCACUUGGCCCAUUACGAUUCGAGCCCCCAAGCCCAUACACUGAGAAGUGGUCGGAUACGUUUGAUGCAACACGCGAGCCCAUCGAGUGCAUGCAAUGGGAUCAGUAUAAGGCUGGCGUAAAUAAACUUCAUGGCGUCGAGGAUUGUCUCACUGUAAAUGUUUAUAAGCCAAAAUUGCGUCCCAAUGCUUCAAUUACACAAGAUUCAUUUCCAAUCUUGGUGUUUAUUCACGGCGGCAGCUUUAUGAUGGGUUCAGCGCGCGCCAAUGGCCAUGAACAUUUUAUGCGUAGUGGACGAGUAAUGGUUGUUAAAAUGAAUUAUCGUCUAGGACCAUUAGGUUUUCUUAGUACCGAGGACACAGUUAUUCCGGGUAAUUUCGGAUUGAAAGAUCAACGUUUGGCGCUGCAGUGGAUCAAGGCGAAUAUUGCACGUUUUGGCGGUGAUCCAGAUCGUAUCAUGGUGAUGGGUUUCUCCUCAGGCGGCGCUGCUGUGCAUUUGCAUAUUUUGUCACAACGAAAUUUUACCGAAUAUGCGCGCGCGGCGGCUUCGAUUAGUGGUGUAGCCUUUAAUCCGUGGGCAAUUAGGCACAAGACGAAGGCACGCGCGUUGGAAUUAGCCAAGGGUCUUAAUUGUCCAAAUGUAAGUAGUUCACAGUCGAUUAAAGAAUGUUUGCAACGUAAACCGGCCUCCGCUAUUGUGCGUAGUGUCCGAAAUUUUCUGGUUUUCGGCUAUAAUCCUUUUUCCACAUUCGGCCCAAGCAUCGAAGAUGCAGCAGUUAAGGAUGCAUUCUUAACGCGCUCACCUCAAGCGAUAGCAAAAUCGGGUGAUUUUGCGCAGUUACCUUGGUUGGUGUCUUAUACGGCACAGGAUGGUGGUUAUAAUGCUGCGGAGCUGCUACAACGCAUACCCCGCAGAGAGGAGUUAAUCGAAGCUUUCAACGAUCGUUGGUAUGAUUUAGCGCCAUAUAACUUGUUCUACAAGGAUACUAUGCAGAAUGUAGAGCAGAUGGAUGAUUACUCGGUAGAAUUGAAACGCCGCUACUUAGGCGAUCAAGAAUUCUCAAUUGACACUUAUUUGAAUGUGCAGCGUAUGUAUACGGAUGUGUUAUUUAGAAAUGGAGUAGAGCAAGCAAUUCGUUUGCAUCGCAAACAUGGGCGUAGCCCCGUUUAUGCAUAUGUUUAUGAUAAUCCGGGGGAGGAGGGUAUAGGAACAGCAUUAUCAGGUCGAAGAGAUGUAAAAAUGGGUACUGUUCAUGGAGAUGACUUCUUUUUGAUUUUCAAUAAUACGGUGAGAUCUAAAAUUCGGCCUGACGAGCAAAUAAUUUCACACAAGUUCGUUAGAAUGUUGGAAAAAUUCGCAUCAAAGAGUGACGAGUUAACCUUUGGGGAUUGCCUAUUCGUUGAUAAUGUUGGAAAAAAUGAAUACCAACUUAUGUUUAUUACCAAAGAUUCCUGCCAAAAUAAGCAAGUUACAACACUGCCGUCGUUUUAAAA